CGUGAGUUGAAAAUUACUCUAAUAAGAGUUGGUUUCGAACUUAUGAUUAGAUUUUGAAAGUUAGCAUUACAUCUACGAUCAAUUCACCGGCGAGUGAAAUGAUUCUAACGUGGAAGAGCUACGAAGAUGAAACCGAACGUUGAUGCAAAAUUUUCUUUAUGGUAAAAUAAAAUAUCACGUAAGUACCAAUUACAUACUUCAAUGUAAGUAAGUAAUGAGUACCAGACGAUCUCUCAGAGUACAGAUUGUUCAGAUGGUGUUUAUUUCCAAAUUAUAAAAUGAGCUACGUAGACAAAACCGAACGUUACAGUAAUUAUCUUUCAGAAUAAUGAUCGCUGAGUAAAAACUGCGUACUUCAACGUAAGUAAAACAGUAGGUACUUGGUGAUUUGGUUUUAAAACGCUAAUUCUCCGGUUUAGUAUUUUGAAAAAUAUUCCAAAGUGAGUAAAAUUCAAAAUUACAAAUUAGCAGCGAACCAAAUCAAAUCAUUCAUAACUAGCGAAUAAUUUAGUCAAUUCAGAUACGCAAAUGAAAGACAAUUUUAACGAACGUUCAUUAGCAGAAUACCUACGGUCAAGUUACCGGUGAGUAAAGUGAUUGUAGCUAGGAAGAGCUACGUAGACGUAACCGGUCUCAAUUAAUAAUGAUUUUGCGAAAUAAAUUAGCUAGGAGAAGCCACGUAGAAAAUACCGAUGGUCUCUUAGUUUAAAAUUUCAAAAACAGCUAAAAGAGCUACGAAACUGAAACCGAUUAUACUAAGACCAAAUAAUAGUACUAAAUCAACCUAGAUUUAUGAAUAAUUAGCAGUAAUAAUUUAUUUAGAAAUUAUGAUCGCUAAUAACGUUCACGUAUUUUCAUACAGAUUCCAAAUCGUAUACGAAGGGCGAGCAAAUUUUAUCGUAGUAUAAAAUACCGCCAGCGGUACAAAUGGAAUAUAGCAACGUUGCCAGACGUAGCAUUUAGAAGUAGAAAAUACAGGUACAGUGACUAAUUAUGUAGUCGUUUAGAAUUUCCAGCAUCAGUGUUAAGUAAUACAAUGUUUAUUUUUCUCGGUGAAACAACUACGAGUAUGAUGAAAAUAAGCAGAUUUUCACAACAGAAAGUAGCAGUUGAAAAGUAAUCAGAAAAAAUUGAAUUCAAACUGGAAUAAAUCGACAACAUAGCAAACUCUAUUCAGAAAGUUGCUCUUGGAGCUAAACGUACAGUGAUGGCAGAAUAUACGCAUCUCGCAUGCGACAAAUGCGGUUUGGUGAUUACGUCACCAGGCAAGCAGUAUGGAGGCGACAAAAAGGUUCCCGAAUCAAUCUACAUAACCAAGUGUCAGCAUCUUUAUCAUAAGAGCUGCAUCAUGAAAGCGAUAAAAAACUCCGAACUUCGAAAUCCUGCCGGCGUGCAGUUGACUAAGUGUACACAUAUUGGAUGCGAACGAGAUGUGAGCGAGGACAUCUGCUACAAGGUAGAGGUAACUCGUAUUCAAAUCUCGACGCCUGAACCUACGGAAGCCGCAACCGGCGAGUUGCAAGCUCUCCGUAGGGAAAUCGCUCAGUUGCAUACCGACAGAGAACUACAACAAGAUUUGUCCGAAGACAUGUACAAGAAAAUGUCAGAUUUCGAAGUACAAUUAACUGAUGCUAAUAAUAUGAUCGCGAGUUUAAAAGCUCAAUUGGAAACUACUACGGCGAAAUACGAGGCACUCCGUAAAGCCAAAAUGUCAUCGCUAUUCCCGAGCUCCACAGCGAUAGCCAGUCACUUGAACCAGCAAUCUGCAACCAGCUCGAAUGCGACGACACCAGCUUCGCUGCCGGCGGUUACGGCCACCUUACCGACGAAUACGACGCCGAUUUCGACGACCACUGCACCUACCGCGGCGACAAACGAGCUCUGCCAGGGGUUUGUACCGUCACCGUUCCCGCCACCACCUCCGGUCAACAACGGUACACCAAAGGUCACGCCGAAAGUUCCGAAGCCGUCAAAAAACGCGGAAAGAGGUAUCCCCGCGCCCACGCCGGUGAGCGCAGGGAUACCUCAAACAAACGCCGCUACCGCGAGCAACCUUACGCAAGGCCUCCACCGCCCGCCGCCCGGUUUCCCGAUCAUAACAGGCGCCGCAGCGAACGCCACGACGAACGCUACGACGAACGCAGCGACGGACGCUACGACGAACGCUACGAUAAUCGACGGUACGACGAAUACGAGCACCAUCACGACGAACGCCGCUACGACAACCGCCCCACGGACACUCGCUCACGUCGAGGACGCGGCCGACGGGGCGCUUAUUAGUUUCAAAAUCCCGUUCGUGCAACCGGGUACAGCGCCGACUGUACCGGAUGCAAGUUCCCACUCGCCGAUUUCACCUUACUGGGAUUUCCCGCAAAAGAAGGAAACAGACUACUGGGGAAGACCACUCGCUCAAAGUGGUGAGCAGUCGAACUCCAGCGCGCCUGAUACCGCCAACACGCAGAAUUCCGUUGAUCCGAACGCGAAUUUGAACGUACCGAAUCAAGCCGAAAGCGCUCAACCAACGGCGAACCAGUCUCCGGCGGUUGUACCAAAAAAGAAAAAGCGGGCAAAACCGGGAAAACAGUCCAAUACGAAAGCAAAUCGAGACACCUUCGAUUCACGAUACCCGGAGGUAACGCACGAAGUGUUAGCGCCAUUCUACCCAACGAAUGCCUACCCGCAACACUUUUCGGUCUGCGGUUUGAAAAUCGGCGAAGCAAAACCCGUUAUGGCUCUGUUCGCGUACAAAUAUUGGAUUGUAGGCGACAUCCAUGCUCAUGGUAUCAUGCAUGCGAUUACGGAAGGCAAACCAUAUCAUGACAACAUAGAUAAACGCAUGUAUAAGCGUGACAUGAAAAUUUCGGAAUUAAUUGAAUUAAUCGUCGAAUUAAAACAAAUUCCGAAAAAUCUCAUGAUAUCCAUUGGAACAUAUGACAUCUUCGCAUUUACGCCACCGAAUACCUUCGACCUAAAUUUCCGGAAACUCAUCGAAGUUUUAGGAGAUAAAAAAGUCGAACAGGUAAUCAUGUUGCCACCGAAUGCGAGCGGCCGAUUGCACAACAAUACGUUCCGGCAAAUUACCCAAACCUUUACGUACAACUGGGGAAACGGAAAAUUCCAAUAUAUGGUAGCGGGCCAUUUGCUUAACGAUUUGAACCUCGAGUUGGCAUCUGUGGACGAGCUUGGACCGAAGUAUACGAAAGCUACAUACCAAAAAGUAGCAAACUGUAUUGCAGCCGUAUUUAUUCCGGAACCAGUUAUCGAAAAAAGCGAUUCAACCGUCGAGUUGAAUAACGCGAAUAGCGCCGCAUCAUCACCUGCAACGCCGCCAACAUCAAAAGCGAAGCUUGAUACGAACGUCGAUUCGCAACAAACUUCCGCACCAGUGAUGCCGCAGUUCAAUUUGCCGAAAUCGUCGUUCCAGCAGAGCCUGAACAACAUCAUAACCGACACUCUGUCACCAUCCUACGUAAACCCGCAGUUGCAACAGGCGACAGCGGAUUACCUGGGGAAUAAAGCAGUCGGUACGCCGCCAUACCCCAAAGUGGGUACAGCGACACCUGGAUGUCAUCCGCUAGAUCCGCGAAGCCAAAAGGCGAAAUCAACAACUUCAACGAAAGUUGAGAUUUCACCAUACAGUGGCUUGCACCUAACAAAUGUAGGUUUUUCUGACGACGAACAGAAACCGCUUACCGACAAAGAGGUGAUCGAACGCGCCAAAGUCCUCACUAAAAUUCAAGCCGACGUAAAAGCUAGUAAAGCGAAAGAGCAGGAGCGACUAGCCGCAGAUGCCAAAUCGCGCGAAUCGCUGAAGGAAAAGAUGGAGUGGAAGAAAGAAGCUGACAAUGCGAAAGCGGGCAUCUCCUCGUCGAAGGAGAAACCAGCCCGCAAUGUUUCUGAACAAUCCGGGAACUCGUCGGAAGAUUCAAGAAACAAGUCUAAGCAAAGCUCGUCUAAAACUCCAUCCCGCGCAACCUCCAAAGCAAGAGAACGCUCCCGCUCAGAGCACCGAUCGUCGAAUAAAUCAAAAGAUCGCAAGGUAAAAUCGGGAGAUGAGUCGUCCGUACUCAACACCGGUCUUAAACCUAACCCGACUAUCGAUAACGACAAACACAUUGGGUUCAUGGUAAAAACUCCACCAUCGGGUAAACCUCCUACCGAAACGGAGCGUCGAAUGUACGAGAUAUUCGGCAAUACCGAUGGCGUGCCCGAACCCUCCGAAUCAACAACGACCUCUGCAUCGGAAAGCGACACAACGAAAGUCGUCAAGUCAAAACCGCGCAAAUCACGCAGCUCGGUGAAAGUUAAGCUCUCGCCGCCGCAAACGCUACUUACCUAUAUUCCGAGACAGCAGCGCGCAAAGCAGCAGCGAGUAAACGCAGCGCUUAAGCGCAACUUAGUUCUCAAAAAGGUAUUCGGUAAACAGUCGCAACCGAAGGUGCAAACUGAAGCUGAACAUCCUGCGACGGAAGGAACAGUCAGCACUCAGCCAAAGGUACUCGUGCCGAAGCUUGAUUUAACAGAACCAACGCCGCAUGAGAAACCAGUUAAAACGAUCGACUUAACCGAGUCAGCGGAAUCCGAUAAACCUCUCAAAACUAUCGAUCUCACCAAUACGGUAGAUCCUUCCGCCGAGGAGGAACUACCUCGAGGAGCGCAGUCAAUCGAGCAGCGCAUACUCACAAAGGUUGACACAGCGGUACAGGAUACGACUCUAACUCUACAUUCCGUCGAGAAUGAUGAGUUCACCACUAUUCGACAAGUAGUGACCACUGAAGUCACUACUGAAGUCAUCGAAACUACCGAACCGGCACACCUCGUUGGUACCUACGAUCUGACCGAUGAGAGUCCUCGCAACGACGAAGAAUCUCAACAACCAGUAUCACCACGUACCGAAGCAGCGCUCCUCAACGAAGGAGUACAGCAAACGGGUGUACCGGCAAUUGAACCUUCAAACGACGAUGAAGGUGAAGACGACGAGGAGGAUGAAGACGACGAAGAUCUUUAAACCAACUCGCGUUCUCUUUAUAAAUAGUUAAAAAUUCUUUUUUGUUUGUUUUGUUUCGAUCGUAUCUCGUUUUCUUACAUUUGCCAAAACACACUGUCGUAGUAGUAAUAAGCUAUACUGUAUGACUUUUUGAUAUCAGAAUACAAGAUUUUGAAUCAAUGUCUUUUAUUUACUUUGUCGAAAUUAUUUUGAUUACAGCAAUAAUGAAUAUUCAAGAACGCUGGUGUGCCUUCAAUGAUAUUUAUUAUAUACUGCG
Planococcus citri (citrus mealybug) is the source of this 5264-nucleotide messenger RNA. RefSeq lists its product as uncharacterized. The transcript is spliced from 2 exons. The record is from RefSeq and is a predicted model, not a curated record. The coding region runs from base 1208 to 5008 and encodes 1266 amino acids. Lineage: Eukaryota; Metazoa; Arthropoda; Insecta; Hemiptera; Pseudococcidae.